GGAAAGACCUUAUAAUGAUAUUUUAGUGUUUAAAUGGUAUUAUUAAAACCUUUUUGAUACUUAAUCCUCUACUAGCAUUUUUUUUCUGGAUCCUCUCCUGCUGAUAAUGUUAACAAAGGUGACGAAUGAUCUUGACGAUUAUACUGAUGAUGAGGAUGUUGGCGACGAUGACAAAGAUUAUUUGGGUAUUAAAACGCCAACCAAAAAUAUAAAUAUUUAAAUAACAAUAUUUAUAAUCAGUCACCAAAAAAGUUGCAAUGAAAUAUGUAGCAUUGUUUAAAGUCAAUUAACUCUGUACAAAAUACUAUGAAUUUAAGUGAGAGGCGUUUAACAAAUAUAGCGCCUACAUGGGUGUAUCCAGGAUUUUUUUUGUGGGGGGGGGGGUCGUGAUCAUUAAAAAAAAGUGUUUAUAAUCAAUUUCUUAAUAAAAUUACUUUGCUUAUAUUUUUCAACAGUUAAAAUAAAUUGAAAAGUAAGCUCUGUUUCUUUAUCUUGGGAAAAAUGCUUCGGUCACAUGGAUCGAGUCUAACAAUAAUUCGCAUACAACAUUCAUGCCAUUUCAACAAUUAUUUAAUUCGGAAAUAAUUAAACAUUUGUUUUUACUUUAUUUGUUUUUGUCUUCUAUAGACAUUGGUUACAAGCGCAGUAGAGGUUCUUCUGAAACAGAAGAUGAGGAGUUAAAUGUGCUUAAAGUUAUUGUCUCACAGUGGUAUGACAGCCAUGUAUGUCUUAGUAUGCUGAAAGUGUUGUUCAGCGAUAUGAUGGAUUUUCUAAAAUUAUCAGACACAACCAAUACGAUGGAAUUGCUGAAUACAUUAUAUGCUCAAGGUCAACUGAAUCUUGGACUCAUCUGUGAUACUAUUGCAGUAACUAAACAGUUUGGUCUUCAACGGGAGAUUAAAAAAAGACUGCCAUCAUUCCCGGAAGUUCAGGAAGGAUCCAUUUCAAAAGCAUUUACAUCCCACAGACAAAAGCUAAUGAAAUUUGGUAUGCAACUGACCAUAAACAAUGUGAGGCAGCUUGAUGCAUUAUAUAAUGUCCCUGCUAAGAGGUAUACCGACAGCUGGAGUAUGAUCAGUGAUCUAGAAAACAGAGAGAUAAUCAGUGAAAGAUAUAUGGAGCCUUUCAUUGAUUCCUUGAAAUUCUCACUGAAUCUCACUGAGGCUUGUGAAGUACUAACAGAAGACAUUGGUUACAAGCACAGUAGAGGUUCUUCUGAAACAAAAGGUUUUAAUAGACAGUUUGAAUAG
Molecule: messenger RNA, 1250 nt
Organism: Anneissia japonica
Lineage: Eukaryota; Metazoa; Echinodermata; Crinoidea; Comatulida; Comatulidae
Exons: 4
Coding region: 552-1250 (232 amino acids)
Source: RefSeq, a predicted model, not a curated record